Molecule: messenger RNA, 2262 nt
Organism: Aegilops tauschii subsp. strangulata
Lineage: Eukaryota; Viridiplantae; Streptophyta; Magnoliopsida; Poales; Poaceae
Source: RefSeq, a predicted model, not a curated record
GUGUCCAACUAACCCCGUUCCCUUUACGCAUAGUGCAUUUACGCAUUACCUCGUGCGUUGCUGCAGAGCGCGCCACAAGUGCACACCAUGCGGGUAUACAUGCAAAGGUAAACACACGCGACGUUUGCUUAUAAAAAGAGGGCCACGCCGCGAGUGUCAACUUCAAGGCCCCAAGCCUCAGCUUAGAAGCUCUCUUUGCGAACGAGGCGAUGGCGAUGGCGAUGGCUACCGCGUUCGUGGCUUGCUGUCUGCUCGUGGCGUCCGGCGCUUCGGCGCGAAGUCUCGUCGCCGACGGCGGGAACUUCGGUGGCCGCAAGGACUACUACCCUCCUGGCCCCACCGACCCAAGCCACUCACCAAGCCCCACGCCCUGCAAUCAUGAUUCCCACGGGACGCCGCCCUGCUCGCCGGCGCCACCGCAAGGAGGUGGAGGAGGAUACUACCCGCCCACACCAUCCGUCGGUACCUCCCCAACCACCCCUGGUGGAGACUACAACCCGCCCUCGCCGUCGACAGGCGCCGCCCCUACUACGCCUGGUCGCGAGGACGCCCCGCCCGCGCCGUCCAGUGACACCUCUCCGACCACCCCUGGUAGAGGCUACUACCCGCCCACUCCGUCCAGCGGAACCUCCCCAACCACACCUGGGACUGGAGACUGCCCGCCCUCGCCGUCGACAGGCGCCGCCCCUACUACGCCUGGUGGCGUGGACACCCCGCCCGCGCCGUCCAGUGACACCUCUCCGACGACCCCUGGUGGAGGCUACUACCCGCCAACUCCGUCCAGCGGCACUGCACCAACCACGCCUGGGACUGGAGACUCCCCGCCCGCGCCGUCCAGUGACACCUCUCCGACUACCCCUGGUGGAGGCUACUACCCGCCCACUCCAUCCACCGGCACUGCCCCAACUACGCCUGGGACUGGAGACUGCCCGCCCUCACCGUCGGCCGGCACCUCUCCUACCACCCCUGGCGGUGGCUACUACCCGCCCUCGCCAGACAGCGGCACUGCGCCUACCACGCCUGGUGGCGGGAACUGCCCUCCCUCGCCGUCCGCCGGUACCUCUCCGACCACUCCUGGCGGUGGCUACUGCCCGCCCUCGCCAGCCAGCGGCACUGCGCCUACCACGCCUGGUGGCGGGAAUUGCCCACCCUCGCCGUCCGCCGGCACCUCUCCGACCACACCUGGUGGCAGCUACUACCCACCCUCACCAUCAACCGGCACUGACCCGAACACGCCUGGUGGCGGCCGCUACCCACCCUCCCCAACAACGCCGGGUAGCGGUGACUGUCCGCCAGCCCCGUCCACCGGCACCUCGCCGAGCACCCCUGGUGGUGGUGGCUACUACCCACCCUCGCCAUCCACUGGAACUGACCCAAACACGCCUGGUGGCGGCUGCCCGUCCACGGGCACCUCACCGACGCCUUGCAUUGGCACAACUCCUCCCUCGGGCACUACGCCGACCCCAAACGUACCGUUGCCUCCAAGCACUCCCACGCCGUUCGACCCAAACAGCCCACCCUACUCCCCGCUGGUACCGACGCCGCCGACGAACACCCCCACGCCAUUUGACCCAAACACCCCACCGUUCUCCACUGGCCCUUACGGUUAUUGGAUGUCGCACCCGGGCGUGAUAUGGGGCCUGUUCGGAUACUGGUGCCCGCUGGUGCGGCUGUUCGGCCCGAGCGCCGCGGUGCCGUUCGGGUACGACCUGACCGUGCCGGAGGCGCUGGCCAACACGCGCGCCGACGGCGUGGGCGCGCUCUACCGCGAGGGCACGGCGUCGCUGCUCAACUCCAUGGUCAGCAGCGGGUUCCCCUUCACCACGGCGCAGGUGAAGGACGCGUUCGGCGCCGCGCUCAGCUCCGGCGACGAUCGCGCCGCCGCCGCGCAGGCGCAGCUCUUCAAGAUGGCAAACGAGGGGCUUGCCAAGCACUAGGCGUGGGUUCGUGACUGAUGCCGAGCUGCACUGGCAUGCAGCGUCACGCGACAACCCGCCAGCUUGGAUCUCUUCUAAAGUACGUGUUUGACUCGUUUGAUCCUGGUUUAGAUGUUGUGUCGUGCUUGUAUUAGGCGUGCUGCGUGCACGUGAUCUCUGCGUGUUUGUGAGAGAGAGUGUGUGUGUCUAGAAGUGUUUAAGUGGCCUGUGAAUUCGGUCUGCGUACGUACGUAGCGUUCUGCUAGCUGCAACUGUGUUUUAGUAGUUCCAGACUUCCAGCACCAAUGCAGAGAUAAAUCAAGUGCAGCUAAUGUUGGACGGGGAA